GUGCUCUGCCCCGCGCCGCGUGCAGAGCAGGAAAAGGCCGCCUGCUGCACAGCGCAGUCUCCGCCGGGCCGGAGGAGGCGAGGUCGGGCGGGGCCACGGCUGGUUGGAGGCGGGGCCGGCUCAAGACUCUCUUCCCGCCGCCUGAUGGGAACUGUAGUUCUGGGAACUAGCCAGGCUCCCUCAAGGGGCUCUGGGAACUACACUUCCCGUUGAGGGAACGGCUCCAGCAGGCCGCGCGUUACGGGGGAGUCACACUACCCGCACCAGCGCUGCAGAGUGUUUGAGGGGCAGGUCGAAGGGGUGUCUUUUCCUUCACUCUGCGCUCAGGCGGUGCCGAUUCCGCCUUAUCUCGCCCCACGGCCGUGCGCUCAUUGCCCGGCUCCCGGUGUCAGCUUUUCCUGAGUCCUUCAAGGAGUUGGGGCCUGGAGGUUCGGAGGUAACGGCUGCUGCCUUGCGCGGGAGCGAGGGGCGCUCCCCUCUUCAGCCCAGCCAACCCCGCACCCGGCCCUUGCCUCCAUGGGCCCAACUCGGAAACCCAACGUGUGCCGCCAGCUGAGUCGCCGGGCGCUGGGCUUCUUCUCGCGGGACGCAGGCGUGGUGCAGAGGACGAACCUGGGCAUCCUGAGGGCGCUGGUGUGCCAGGAAAGUACUAAAUUUAAGAAUGUGUGGACAACUCAUUCCAAGUCACCUAUAGCCUAUGAGAGAGGAAGAAUAUAUUUUGACAAUUAUCGGUGCUGUGUCAGCAGCAUUGCAUCAGAGCCAAGAAAACUUUAUGAAAUGCCAAAAUGUUCCAAAUCAGAAAAAAUAGAGGAUGCAUUAUUAUGGGAAUGCCCAGUGGGGGAAAUACUUCCCAAUCCAUCAGAUUAUAAAUCUUCACUCAUAGCACUGACUGCUCAUAAUUGGCUGUUUCGCAUAUCAGCAACUACUGGAAAAGUCCUUGAGAAAAUAUAUCUUGCUUCAUAUUGCAAAUUCAGAUACCUGAGCUGGGACACUCCUCAAGAAGUCAUUGCAGUCAAGUCAGCUCAAAACAAAGGCUCAGUAUUGGCCCGGCAGGCAGGCAUUCAACAGCCUGUUUUGCUGUACCUUGCAGUGUUCCAUGUUUUACCUUUUUCACUUAUAGGGAUUCUGGAGAUCAACAAGAAGAUUUUCGGGAACGUUACAGAUGCUACCUUGUCUCAUGGAAUACUAAUUGUGAUGUACAGCUCAGGACUGGUCAGACUCUAUAGCUUCCAAGCCAUCACUGAACAGUUCAUGCAACAGAAACUUGACUUAGGGUGUGCAUGCAGAUGGGGUGGGACUGCUGGAACUGUAGGAGAGGCUCCUUUUGGCAUUCCUUGUAAUAUUAAAAUCACAGACACACCUCCACUGCUCUUUGAGGUAUCCUCCCUGGAGAAUGCUUUUCAGAUUGGAGGCCAUCCUUGGCACUACAUCAUCACACCUAAUAAGAAGAAACAGAAAGGAGUUUUCCAUAUUUGUGCUCUGAAAGAUAAUUCCUUGGCAAAAAAUGGGAUCCAAGAAAUGGAAUGUUGUUCUCUAGAAUCUGACUGGAUCUAUUUUCAUCCUGAUGCUUCUGGUAGAAUAAUACACGUCGGCCCAAAUCAGGUCAAAGUUUUAAAGCUAAAUGAAGUAGAAAAUAAUAGUGCCCAGCAUCAGAUCUCUGAAGAUUUUGUCAUUUUGGCCAACAGGGAGAAGAACAAAAAUGAAAACUUACCCAUUGUUACAGCUUCUGGACGGGUGGUGAAAAAAAAUUUUAACCUUCUGGAUGAUGACCCAGAACAAGAGACUUUUAAAAUUGUGGACUAUGAAGAUGAGCUGGAUUUGCUUUCUGUGGUAGCUGUUACCCAAAUAGAUGCUGAAGGAAAAGCUCACCUGGAUUUCCACUGUAAUGAAUAUGGAACUUUACUUAAAAGCAUUCCACUAGUGGAGUCAUGGGAUGUGACGUACAGCCAUGAAGUCUACUUUGACAGAGACUUGGUACUACACAUAGAACAGAAACCAAGCAGGGUCUUCAGCUGCUAUGUUUACCAGAUGGUAUGUGACCCUGCCGAUGAAGAAACAACAAACAGAAGUUGUGAAAAAGAUGGACCUGAGCAGGAACUGUCCAUCUACAUGAGGACACCAUCUGGUGGCCCUGAAACAGUGCCCUCACUACAUCCCAUCACCAGGAAGACAGGCAACAGAUGAUUAUUGAAAAUAAAAUUUUAGUUGGAAACUAUUUGGGAAUGGUUCUAUUUGCACAUAUGGACACAGCCUGACUGGAACUGGGGAGAUCUUCUCUUUUUGAUUUCUUUUCACCGUCUUGAGAGGAGCUCUGAAAAACAUCUCAGGCCAUCUGGCCUAUUUUUUCAUAAUGUGACUCCUAAAAGUAAAUGUGGUUCAAGAAGAUAUUUGGAAUAAAAUGAACUAAUAAAAUCCUUAUAACUUAAAAAAAAAAAAGAAUAAACCAAGGCACUGAGCAGUUAAGCCUUACCCAUGGAAAUGGUAUGUUUUCAGUGGCCUUGUUUUCAAGGUUCAAUUCUCUGCCUUUAUGGCAAUAUACUUACUUACUUUCGGCAAAAUAUCCUUAAGAGAAGCAAAAAACUUCAUCUAAAAUACACCUUGAAAUUCUUUAUUCAUGUUAGAGUCCAUUAGAGUUUUCUAGUUUCUCUAAACUUCGGGCUUUUCUUAAUCUGUUCAUACUCACUUUUGGGCAAAAACAUGUAAAUGGAGGGGCGCCUGGGUGGUUAGCCCAUUAACCGUCCCACUCUUGAUUACGGCUCAGGUUGUGAUCUCAGGGUUCUAACAUCAAGCCCCACUUAGGGGAGCCUGCUUAA
Zalophus californianus (California sea lion) is the source of this 2813-nucleotide messenger RNA. It is a transcript of the gene DCAF17, whose product is annotated as DDB1 and CUL4 associated factor 17. Lineage: Eukaryota; Metazoa; Chordata; Mammalia; Carnivora; Otariidae. Gene Ontology annotation, biological process: protein ubiquitination. The record is from RefSeq and is a predicted model, not a curated record. The transcript has 15 exons. Bases 517 to 2184 code for a protein of 555 amino acids. Gene Ontology annotation, cellular component: Cul4-RING E3 ubiquitin ligase complex.